UCCAAAAAAAAGUCAGCGCCAUCUUUUCUCUAACAUUUUUCUCCUUAUUAGUAACUUGCUUCAAUAACCAAAAACAUCACACCAAAAAACUUUCAACUUCCUAGCCAUAACCAAAAAAAAUUGUCUUUGCAUUCAUAAUAAUGGAUGAAGAUUGGGAUUUGUUUGCAAUAGUUAGAAGUUGUCAAUCAUCUACAAAUAAUACUUCAAGCAAUAGUACUACACCAUCUUCCAUUAAUUCCACUUGUGAUUUCAAUGUAGAAUUAGAAUAUGAUGCAUUUUCUUUUCCCAACAAUAUAGUGCAACCUAUAACCAAUGAGAUUCAAGAGCUAAACCAAUUAUUCACAUCUUUUAACCCCACCAACACCACUACUACCACUAGUGCUCAUGGUAUCAAUCCCAAUUCCCCUACUCAUAUGGCAAAAUGCAUUGGACAACAACAACACCAUCUUCCCCCUAUUACUUCCUCUUCCAUUUGGCCUAACUUUGUGCAAGAAGCAUCCACUUCUACCUUCAACAAUUUCAAUAACCAACAACUACAAACAUUUCAGAAACAAGAAUUUCAAGUACCACAAAGCUUCCAACCUCAAACUCCAAGAUCAAGAAAAAGAAAAAGUCAACAAGGAAAAAUGGUGUGUCAUGUGACAGCAGAUAAUCUCUCAGCAGAUUUGUGGGCAUGGAGAAAAUAUGGACAAAAACCUAUUAAAGGUUCUCCAUAUCCAAGGAACUAUUAUAGAUGUAGCAGUUCCAAAGGUUGUACUGCACGAAAGCAAGUUGAAAGAAGCAACACUGAAGCAGACAUGUUUAUUGUGACAUACACAGGAGAUCACAACCAUCCAAAACCUACCCACCGGAACUCGCUCGCCGGAAGUACACGAACCAAGUCGCCGACGAUACAGCCAUCCACUUCAAUUUCUUGUCAAGCUAAUAACACAAAUUCUUCUUCCUCCUCGUUAGGAGCUUCGGUUGAAGAAGAAGAGGAUAUGGAAGUGGAAAUGGAAAGUGAUGAGGAAGGUGAAGAAGGUUGUGAAUUGUGAUUCACUGCUACUUGGUGGCUUCAAUCACUUUCACGGUUGAGUUUUUUGUUUUUUGUUUUUAUGUAAAUAAAUAGUUUAAGAACAAGACUUAUGGGGCAUUUUCUUAAGUAUUUGUGACAUUGUUUAAAAAGCUAAUAAGAAAAUGCAUUAAACUUAAAUAGUGUUUGAGUUGUGUGGUUGCAUCUCUUAGAGAUUCCCUAAACAAUGGUAUGCAAAAUGUUCAUCAAUGUUUGAUGUCGUA
Vicia villosa (hairy vetch) is the source of this 1275-nucleotide messenger RNA. RefSeq names its product probable WRKY transcription factor 27. Gene Ontology annotation, molecular function: DNA-binding transcription factor activity; transcription cis-regulatory region binding. The transcript has 3 exons. Lineage: Eukaryota; Viridiplantae; Streptophyta; Magnoliopsida; Fabales; Fabaceae. The coding region runs from base 141 to 1034 and encodes 297 amino acids. Gene Ontology annotation, cellular component: nucleus. Gene Ontology annotation, biological process: regulation of DNA-templated transcription. The record is from RefSeq and is a predicted model, not a curated record.